Cajanus cajan (pigeon pea) is the source of this 1122-nucleotide messenger RNA. RefSeq names its product non-structural protein. Lineage: Eukaryota; Viridiplantae; Streptophyta; Magnoliopsida; Fabales; Fabaceae. The record is from RefSeq and is a predicted model, not a curated record. Gene Ontology annotation, cellular component: nucleus. Gene Ontology annotation, biological process: regulation of exit from mitosis.
CCAAUAUGAGGUGGUAGCCGAGCCCACUGAUUGGCGGGUCUUGUGUUUUUGAAUCGUAGCUUUCAGAACGGAAACGAUGACGAACUCACAGGCGGAGAUGGAUUACGCAGAAAUCUACACUGCAUCAGAUGCCUUGGACGGUUCCACCAUCUUUCACACAAUCUACGACGUCGUAGGGUUCGUGCUUUACAUGCACCAGCAAAUCCCCUCCACGGUGCAGGAUAUGAGCGUCGAAUUUGACGAAAUGCAUUCGGAGUACAAGCAGCUGGAGACGGCUUUGGGAACUGAAGUGAAGCCAUCGUUUCGGAGAAACCACGUUAGCAAAAUGAGGGAUAUCAAGGUGGGAAUCAAAAGAAUGGAUAAGUUGAUGAAUUCGCUUUCGAACAUGCAAACUGCCUUUAAAAUUAUGAUCAGCGAGGUUCCCGCCAUAGACGGUGUCGUUUUGGCUCUUGGAGCUAGCCCGCUUCGACCGCAGCAUAUUUAUGUCUUGAAUUUUUCCCAUGGGAUUGAUGUUUCCAAGGUUGCCGAUGAUUUUGCUAGGAGUAAAGCGGCUGAGGGUCUUUCGAGAAAGGCCAUUCGGACAUUGAUAUCAAAGGGUGCUGGCUCUGUCACCUAUCCGGGUCCUAUCAGAUUGUUUGUGUUAAUUAAGGCCCCUUCUUCUUUCAAUCAGCCUAUGCAUUUUCUGCCUAAACGUGAUUUUAGGUAUAGCAGAAAGGUUGUGCCUCUCGGGCUACAGUUUAAGUGCCGAAACCAGGAUCAGGAAGUGGCCGCCACUACUUCAGAAGAUUUGAUCUGGUUUCAAUGUCGACAUGUGAUAAAAGGCCUUGCAAUGAACACAACACCAGACGAAUGAAAUCCUCAACUUCAAAUUAAGGUAGCCAAGGGUGCUUUUCAUCGGUGACAUGUAAUGGGUUGGAGUCUGGAGAGCACAGUCUGCACCACCCUCAAGGAAUUUAAUUUUCAAAAUGUACAAGGAUUAGUUAAAUGUUAAAUUUCAGUUGAUAAGAAAUAUGUUAAAAAAUAUCUUAGAGUUAAAGUAUAUUACUAUCGUUUCCUCGGGUGGAAUAUGUUCUUAAAUAAUUUCAAUUGUCGGUAAUCAAUGUGAAGAUGUAAUAAAUGUAA